AUCGCUAGAGGGCGGCGUUGUUCAUCCCGACUGCUUUUCACAUCAGUUAACUAACGCGGAGUCACGAAGAAAUGAAACAUGGCGGACUCGGACGGGAGACAGUUUGACGGUGUCAAACAUGAUAAAGAUGAAGAUGUAAAGUUGCAAGAAAUUGCACUGGCAAAGAAUGAAGGUAAGGAAUUGACCAAAGAAGAAAAGCAGCGUCUUAGGAAAGAGAAGAAGCAGCAUAAAAAGAAUAAAAAAGAUGACAAGGGUCCUCCAGAGAAGGAAAAGGAGAAAGAGAAAGCAUCAGUACCAGCUCCGUCAAAACCUGCCACACAGAGCCCAGCACAUAAAGGGGCUCCUGCACCUGUAAAUGCAUCAGAAUCUGCUGUGGCUGCUGAGAAGCCUGCCAAGAGCAAAGCAGAACUUCGAGCAGAGCGUCGUGCACGGCAAGAGUCAGAACGAGGAUCAAAACAGGGCAAGAAAGAAGGGGGGCAGCAAUCUGCCUCCAGCAAGCCUAAAGCUACCCCUAAUGAGCUUCAGCCAGUAGUGAAAAGGUUACCAGAGCACGUACAAGUGGACGACCCUGCUGCGCUGAAGAAGUUGGCCAAAAAGCUUGAGAGGCAGCAGGUUCCUUUGAGGUCAGAUUAUGGAUACAAGGUCAGCCUGUUCUCACAUCUACACCAAUACAGCCGGAAAAACCCUCCCACGCUGCAAAUCAGCAUCCCUGCCACAGUUAUUCACCCAUCGAUUGUUCGGUUGGGCCUGCAGUACUCUCUGGGCAUUAUAGCAGGAUCCAAUGCUCGAUCUGUGGCCCUACUACAUGCCUUCAAACAGGUUAUUCAAGACUAUAGCACCCCUCCAAAUGAGGAGUUGUCAAGAGACCUUGUGAACAAGCUGUCGCCUUAUAUCAGUUUUCUCAGCCAGUGUCGACCCCUUUCGGCCAGCAUGGGCAAUGCCAUCAAAUACAUCAAGAAGGAAGUCUCAAAUAUACCAAGUCAAUGCAAAGAAGAAGAGGCCAAAGGGAAACUGCAGGCAUGUAUUGAUAGUUACAUAAAUGAGAAGAUCAUUUUGGCCUCUGAAGCCAUUUCUAAGUAUGCUAUUGAGAAGAUAAGUAAUGGAGAUGUCAUUCUCGUUUAUGGCUGCUCUUCACUUGUCAACCACAUUCUGUGUAAAGCUUUUGAAAAGCAGAGGAAGUUCCGAGUCGUAGUUGUGGACAGUCGGCCCAGGCUGGAGGGCAGAGAGGCGCUGAGGCGUCUGGUGAAGAAAGGCAUCCGAUGUACUUACGUGCUCAUAUCUGCCUUGUCCUACAUUCUGCCUGAAGUAUCCAAGGUAUUUCUUGGUGCCCAUGCACUCCUUGCUAAUGGAUAUGUGAUGUCACGUGUGGGAACUUCCCAAAUUGCCCUGGUAGCAAAAGCCUACAAUGUACCAGUGCUGGUUUGCUGCGAGACCUACAAGUUCUGUGAAAGAGUGCAGACUGACUCUUUUGUAUCCAACGAAUUAGAUGACCCAGAUGACCUAAUUGUGACCAGAAAUGGAAAGUCCCACCUAGAGAACUGGCAGACUAUUAAAUCACUGGGGCUUCUGAACCUGGUGUAUGACGUGACGCCACCAGACUUUGUGGACCUUGUGAUCACUGACUUGGGCAUGAUCCCCUGCACCUCUGUGCCUGUGGUACUGCGAGUCAAGAACGUAGAUCAGUGAAGAGCAGACGAACACGGUUCUGCUUCCCUCUAGCAUCUGCACAUGAGAACCUGUGCACACGGGGCUUCUGGCACCCAGUAAACUUACUAUGACAUGGAACAAGCUUUUCAGAUUAAGCCACAGUUUAUGUCCUCAAUAGUGGGAUUGGAUACAUUUAAUUUCAAAUUGUAUAACUGGUCCAAUUCCAGUUUCUAAAAAAGUCCCCUAAUUAGAUUUUCUUUCAAAAUUCUCUAAUUAGUACUUAGAAUUGUUGUUCACAAGAUCAAGAACGCCAGAUAGCUUUGUACUUGUGUAUGUAAAGCCUGUGUGCUGUAUCUUGGUGGUCAGUGCAUAGACUUAAACAUAAGAAACAUCUAUCAUCCUUUUUUGGAUAGUUUCUGUUGCCAAAAUCCUUUCAUAGAUGUGAAAAAGGGAAAAAAGGAACAUGGUGCAAAUGUGUGUAAGAUGAUGGAAAAACAGCGUGUUGCAUAAGAGGAUUUGUUCGUAUUACCUUAAAAUAAAUUUGUAUUGUAUUGGAAACCUUGGAAAUGCUACUGAAGAAUACAUGGUUUAGAUAAAACAAACCAAAAAACUA
Molecule: messenger RNA, 2260 nt
Organism: Carassius gibelio (silver crucian carp)
Lineage: Eukaryota; Metazoa; Chordata; Actinopteri; Cypriniformes; Cyprinidae
Product: translation initiation factor eIF-2B subunit delta-like
Exons: 13
Coding region: 79-1686 (535 amino acids)
Source: RefSeq, a predicted model, not a curated record